CCAACCCGCCGAGAAAAGUUGGGGAGGCAGAUGCUUAGUUCUGCUUCAGUGGGAAGAUUGGAGGCCUUUUCAGGGGAUGACAGUAGGUCCGCUCACGGGAUUCCAAACUAAAUCGGGCUGAGAAUUGGCCAGGAAAGCGGGGUGCCGAGGCGAACAAUAAGGAGACUCCAUUUGGCUCAGCGGUUUGAUAGCGAGAAGCAAAUUCUUUUCUCUGAAUUGCAAGGUCAUAAGCUCGAUGGCACCGAAGCCAGCCCCGCUCUCUCCAGUUCGCAUUUCCCGAGAGACUGCCUAAAGUUUGUGUUUGAUUUGGGCACAGAUCGGAGGCGUGGCGAGUCCUUUGGGACCCGAGGAUCCGACUCAACUGAGGCUCCGGAGGGCGCUGCUGACUUGCCAUCGCCCGGAAAGGCAGGACUCUGCUUGAAUUUUCCCGUUGCAAAGCUGUUCUUGCCUAGACUGCGUCCAUCCUGAAACUGCCCCCACUCGGAGUGUGUUCGAAGUCAAAAGGACAACCCAAGUUCGGGUCUCACUGGGAGGAGAACUUGGGAGAGUUGAUGGAUUCCUGAAGUAGAGGGCGUGGUGCGCAGAGGCACCGCCGAUGCUGCCCUGCUUCCAGCUGCUGCGCAUCGGGGGCGGCCGGGGCGGCGGCGAUCUCUACACCUUCCAUCCACCCACCGGGGCUGGCUGCACCUAUCGCCUGGGCCGCAGGGCCGACCUGUGUGAUGUGGCCCUGCAACCCCAGGGGGACCCCGGCCUCAUCUCUGGGGUGCACGCCGAGCUGCACGCCGAGCGCCGCGGUGAGAACUGGAGGGUAAGCCUGGAAGACCACAGCAGCCAAGGGACCUUAGUUAAUAGCGUCCGACUCCCAAGGGGUCACAGACUGGAGCUGAGUGACGGGGACCUCCUAACCUUUGGCCCUGAAGGGACCCCAGGAUCCAGCCCCUCUGAGUUCUACUUCAUGUUCCAGCAAGUUCAAGUCAAACCUCAGGAUUUUUCAGCCAUCACCAUUCCGCUGUCUAGGGGAGAAACGGGGGCCAGGGGCGGUUUCCAGCCCAUGUUACCCUCUGAGGGGGCUCCACAGCGGCCCCUCAGCACCCUUUCCCUAGCCCCCAAGGCCACCCUGAUCCUCAACUCCAUCGGCAGCCUUAGCAAGCUCCGCGCCCAGCCUCUCACCUUCUCCCGGGGUGGAGGUGGGCCCCAGAGCCUACCCUCUCCCACGCCCCCUGAGGAAGUAGGGGCUGCCCCUUCUGCCCCAGCCCCGGCCCCCAGAAACCGAAGGAAAUCAGUUCACCGCGUGUUGGCCGAACUGGAUGAUGAGAGAGGGUCUCCUGAGAGCUCCCCACCAGCCCUCAUGGAACCCAGGAAGAAACUCCGAGGAGAGAAAACCCAACUGAAACCCACUGGAAACCGUCGUGGGCGUCCUCGGAAGCACCCAGAGGGACUGACUCAAAGGCCCCUUGCCUUGGCUACUGAGUCAGGGACUGGAGCUCAUGGUCAACCGUGACAGAAGAGCCGGAUCCUGCCAAAGAGAAUCACCUUCAAGAAGUUGUCGCCAGCAAACCGGAAACCCCACUGAUCUAGGCUAUAGAGCUCGUUGCCAGGGAUACCAGGUCUGGGACCGGUAUCUGGGCAAGCCCAAAGUGUGUGCAAGCGGGUGCUUGGUAUCCUUCGACGGCAUCACCUAAGGGCUCCUCGAAAACCCAGGACGUGGCCCUAAAAUGCCCCUGCUCUGUGGCUAACCCCGCUCCCAGCUGUUACCACCCUGGCCUGGCUUGUUUGUGUUUUCGGCUUCUUAUUUCCCAAUAAAAACAAGUCCCAUGCA
Molecule: messenger RNA, 1819 nt
Organism: Echinops telfairi (small Madagascar hedgehog)
Lineage: Eukaryota; Metazoa; Chordata; Mammalia; Afrosoricida; Tenrecidae
Gene: TCF19
Product: transcription factor 19
Exons: 4
Coding region: 596-1501 (301 amino acids)
Biological process (GO): regulation of gene expression
Cellular component (GO): nucleus
Molecular function (GO): protein binding
Source: RefSeq, a predicted model, not a curated record